Messenger RNA from Adineta steineri, 173 nucleotides. The record is from the annotation of a GenBank genome assembly. NCBI's taxonomy places the organism in Eukaryota, Metazoa, Rotifera, Eurotatoria, Adinetida, Adinetidae.
GGUCAAAAUAUAAUACAGAUACUAUUAGUGAUGGAACAUAUGCAGCCAAUACAGCUGGAUAUCAUACAUUAAAAACAGAUGUUCAAACUAGAUGUAAAGAUGAAAAAUUAAAACGACAACUCUUACGAGCACUUCGAAAAAUGUAUAUUGAAGAAAAUGAAGAGAAGAAAUAA